Messenger RNA from Talaromyces marneffei, 921 nucleotides. RefSeq lists its product as uncharacterized. The record is from RefSeq and is a predicted model, not a curated record. The coding region runs from base 1 to 921 and encodes 306 amino acids. NCBI's taxonomy places the organism in Eukaryota, Fungi, Ascomycota, Eurotiomycetes, Eurotiales, Trichocomaceae. The transcript is spliced from 2 exons.
AUGACCGUCGAACAAACGAUCAUUCAGCAGUUUGGAGAUAUUGAGUCCAAUCCGUUGCAAAGAUAUGGUGAGGGUCAAACAAUUUUAAGGAUCGGAAAUGGGGGUGCAGGUGGGACUGGGCUAGUAAAAGCCCUAGCACAGAACUACUUAUCUUCAAAUUCAAUCCAAGGCUCCAUUGAAUGGAUCUGUAACCACUCUAGAAACACACAGCUCGCUCUAUUCAACGGCUAUAUCGAUAUAGCUCUUACUUAUGAGCGUGAGCAAGAAGAAAUCUCCGUCACGGAGGGUUGGGCCAUGAACGCGGGAUGCGUAUUCCAUGACCAUUUCUGUCUGGUUGGUCCUGAGAACGACCCAGCCAAUGUCAGAGAAGCAAAUUCAAUUGAAGAGGCCUUUGAGCUAAUCGCAGCAAAGAAAUCUCCCUUCCACAGCAGGGCAGAUGGAUCAGCUACGAUGUGCAAGGAGCGGGAGAUCUGGCGACGUUGUCAUCGAUCUCCAUGGCUUGAUGGCAAAUCUUCGACUUGGUACCUCAAAACGAAGUUUAAGCCAGCGGAGGCCUUGGUGGUUGCCGCGAACGCCAAUGCUUAUUUGCUCGUCGAUCGAUCAACAUUCUUAAGUCAGCUUAGCCGACGAGCUUUCACUAAGAUGUCCGUCUUCUUUGAACCGACGAAUCCCUUACAUUAUCUCAUGAAUUCAUGUUACGCUCUAUACAACCCCAACCCUGACAACAAGCAUAUUGAAGGAUUUAUCGCCUUUAUCAAAUCUAAUGCCGGACAAGAGGUUAUUGCGAGCUUUGGGAUUGAUAAGGCUGGCAUUCCCUACUUUGCAUCUGUCGAACAGGAGAUUGCUAGGCCCUCACUGGCUGGGGGGAAGGCAAGGGAUGGACGAUGGAUUCGGAGCAAACGUUUAGAGAAUAAGGUUUAG